Molecule: messenger RNA, 327 nt
Organism: Linnemannia hyalina
Lineage: Eukaryota; Fungi; Mortierellomycota; Mortierellomycetes; Mortierellales; Mortierellaceae
Source: the annotation of a GenBank genome assembly
AUGGGCGUUACCAAGACUGUCAUUACCCCCGGAGACGGAAUCAACUUCCCCAAGACGGGUGACACCGUCACCAUGCACUACACCGGAACUCUUACCGAUGGAACCAAGUUCGAUUCCUCCGUCGACCGUAAGAAGCCCUUCGUUACCAAAAUCGGAGUUGGUCAAGUCAUCCAGGGUUGGGAUGAAGGUGUCCCACAGAUGUCUCUUGGUGAGAAGGCUGUCUUGCAGAUCACCCCCGACUUUGGCUAUGGCGCUAACGGAUACCCACCAGUCAUCCCCCGGAACGCCGACUUGACCUUUGAGGUCCAGCUCCUCCAGAUCAACUAA